Molecule: messenger RNA, 810 nt
Organism: Paramecium pentaurelia
Lineage: Eukaryota; Ciliophora; Oligohymenophorea; Peniculida; Parameciidae
Source: the annotation of a GenBank genome assembly
AAUGAUUAAAUUUUUUGGGAUUGUGAUUUACAUCUUCUUCAUAUUAUCUGUUGUUGGCCCUAUCUAUUCAUUUUUGACACUCUAACCUAAAAGAGCACAAGAGUUUUGGUCUCGAUUAGCUGUCAAAACAUUAAGAUUGUAAUUCAGAUAUUUACCAAACUCUAAACAAGUGCAAACAAAUAAGAGAGUAAUCUUUUAUUAUUGAAUGAAGACAAUACUACUAUUCAAUCAUAGAACACAAGGAGAUUUUUUUAUUCAUGACGUGGUUUCUUAAUAUAGUGCAAACUUCUUAGCAAGAUGGAUGGUAGCAAUAGCAUUUCCAAUGUUGGCUAUCUUUCAAUAAUUGUUUACUUAAUCAGUCUGGUUUUUUAGAAGAGGAGGCAAUGAUCUAAAUAAGUAAUAUAUAUAAUAUUAUUAAAAAGCUUCUUUAAAUGGAUUGAUAACAAAUUUGAUAAAGCUUCAAGGCCAAACUUAUUAGUCUAUCCAGAAGGUCAUAGAAUGCAUGAGAGUGAUAAAGUAGGAAAGAUGAAGACUGGAAUGCUAUAAUAUGCUUAUGAUCGUAAAAUAGAUACUUAAAUAAUCAUUGUUUUGGGUAUUGAGAAAGCAUUUAAUGAGAGAAAGUUUCAUGCAAGUUUAGGGUAUUUUAUAUAUUAUAUUCAUAAAUAUAGACCAACUUAGUUGUCAAUAAAGGUAGAUGAAAUAAUUAAACCAGAUAAAUUUGCUACUUUCGAAUUAUUUGUGGAACAUAUAUAAGCAAUGUUUAAGAAGAAUUUUGAAGAAACUUAUGAUUAUCAAUAUAAAUAAUCUUGA